This is a messenger RNA of Trichoderma reesei QM6a, 1321 nucleotides long. RefSeq lists its product as uncharacterized. The transcript is spliced from 5 exons. The record is from RefSeq and is a predicted model, not a curated record. NCBI's taxonomy places the organism in Eukaryota, Fungi, Ascomycota, Sordariomycetes, Hypocreales, Hypocreaceae. The coding region runs from base 33 to 1274 and encodes 413 amino acids.
UUCUCUUCCUCUGCGUAGAAAGAGCCAUCACGAUGCGUGCUUCUUUGCCCUCACUGCUGCUGGCUGCUGUAGCCACCGUAACAGCACACAUCCACGACAACCACGCGAGGGCUCAUGAAGAACAUGCCAGAGCGGCGGCGGUUGAUACUUCAACACUAAAGGGGAAAUGGCUGUACGGCUACCAGGGCUGGUUCCGCAAGCCAGCGGCGGGCGUCAACAACCACUGGUCUCCAAACGGCGGAACUCCCGGUCCUGGAAAUGUCGAAUUCGAGUUUGUGCCCGAUGUCAGCCAGUAUCCGGCAAACUGCCUCUUCGCUUCCACCCUGACGGCACCCAAUGGGCAGCCGGUGCAGCUGUAUGACAAUACCUGCGAGGGAGUUGUCGAUUUGCAUUUCAAGUGGAUGCAGCAGUAUGGACUUGACGGAGUCAUUGUGCAGCGAUUCUUGAGUCACUUGGACGAUGCCUCCUUCAUCACGAUCCUCAAUCAAGUCGAAGCCGCCGCCGUCAAGUACGGCCGAGGCUUCAUGGUGGAAUACGACGCCUCGGGCGGCAACUCGGCCACCGGCAGCGUCGCCGCCCAGAUCCUGGCCGACUACAACACCAAGGUGAAGCCCUACACCUCCUCGCCCGCCUACCUCCAUCACAACGGCAAGCCCGCCGUCAUGGUCUUUGGCGUCGGCUUCCCGACGGUCCACAUCAACGUCACGGACGGCGCCAACAUUGCCACGCAGCUCAAGGGCGCUGGGGCGUACGUUGGAUACGGCGUGCCGUCAACCUUUGGGGCGGAAGUCAGGGCCAAUACGGGGUUUGCGUCGGCGUACAAGGCGGCCAAUCUGAUUAGUCCGUGGACGGUGGGCAGUUAUAGCGAGGGAGGGUAUAAGAACGGUUACCACACGACGACGCAGAUACCCGACUCUCAAACCCUCCAGUCCCUCGGCAUCGACCAUGCUCCCCUAAUCUGGCCCGGCACCUCUGCCUACCACCUCAACGGCGUCACAACGCCGGCCAACUUUGACUACUUCCCGCGAUACAAUGGCUCUUUUUACUCGAUGCAGGCCGACGCCAUCACGUCCCUGCCAGUCAAGCCGUUGUUUGCCUUCAACGCCAUGUUUGACGAGAUCAACGAAGGAACCCAAAGUCUGCCUUGCCUAAAGACGAAUCAACUCCCCACCAACGAAAAGUUCGUCGGCUACGACAACACCUUCGCUGACACUUCAUUCUACCUGGAACUCGGGGGCCAAAAAGCCGCUGCCUUUGCCGCGGCAGUGAAAUAAGCACUAAACCAAGCAUGUAUGUACAUACAUGCGAAGGGGCACCCCAG